This is a messenger RNA of Scophthalmus maximus (turbot), 2395 nucleotides long. RefSeq names its product tyrosinase (gene tyr). The coding region runs from base 352 to 1971 and encodes 539 amino acids. The record is from RefSeq and is a predicted model, not a curated record. Gene Ontology annotation, biological process: pigmentation; melanin biosynthetic process. NCBI's taxonomy places the organism in Eukaryota, Metazoa, Chordata, Actinopteri, Pleuronectiformes, Scophthalmidae. The transcript has 5 exons. Gene Ontology annotation, molecular function: tyrosinase activity.
UAUAACGGUUCAAUGAUUAGGGAGAAAACAGCAGACUCUAGGCUGGGUGUAGUAGAGAGAGGAGAGAGGUGGAUGGAGGGUUAGAUGGUAGUGUAGAGGGGUAGCAAGUUUAACAAAAGAGCUAGUACUUGGUUAUUUACGGAUGAGAGCUUGAGACAGUGUAGUCUUUCAUCGAAAAGCUAUUUCUAAAACAAAUUCGGUUGAUUGUACAGUCCUGUACUUCUCCGCUUGCAGCCGACAAACUGAAUCUGUUCCUCUCUGCUACUUUUGUCUCUGCGACGGCAUCGGGUUCUCUUUGAUCCAUCUUUUCAACAGGAGUUUACAUUACGUUAACACUGGAGUUUCUUCACCAUGAGGAGCCUGUGUUUUACUGUACUUCUGCUGCAGCUCCUUGGGACUUCUUUAUGUCAAUUCCCUCGCCCGUGUGCCAACUCAGAGGGACUGCGGACCAAGGAGUGCUGCCCGGUGUGGGAGGGUGAUGGCUCAGCCUGCGGUGCCACGUCCGGCCGUGGCUUCUGCACUGAGGUGCUGGUCUCAGAUGAGCCCCAUGGACCCCAGUAUCCACACAGCGGGAUUGACGACAGAGAGCGCUGGCCUUUGGCUUUCUUUAACCGGACCUGCCGCUGUGCUGGAAACUAUGGAGGUUUUAACUGUGGAGAAUGCAGGUUUGGUUACUGGGGCUCAAACUGUGCUGAGUACAGGGAAUCAAUACGCAGGAGCAUCCUGACCCUGUCAGUUGCUGAGCAACAGAAGUUUGUCUCUUACCUGAACCUGGCUAAAAACACCAUCAGCCGUGACUAUGUUAUCUCCACAGCAACAAGAGAAGAGAUGGGCGAAAACGGUGAGAACCCCAUGUUCUCUGACAUCAACACCUAUGACCUGUUUGUGUGGAUGCACUACUAUGUGUCCCGGGACGCCUUCUUGGGGGGACCAGGGAAUGUAUGGAGGGACAUCGACUUUGCCCACGAAUCUGCAGCCUUCCUGCCAUGGCACAGAGUCUACCUGCUUCAUUGGGAGAAUGAGUUACGGAAGCUGACGGGAGAUUUUAACUUCACCAUCCCAUACUGGGACUGGAGGGAUGCCCAGUCCUGUGAGGUGUGCACUGAUGCUCUGAUGGGUGGACGCAACCCCCUCAGUCCCAACCUCAUCAGCCCUGCCUCUGUCUUCUCCUCGUGGAAGGUGAUCUGCACCCAGCCAGAGGAGUACAACAGUCGAGAAGCUUUGUGUAACACCACCGGGGAGGGUCCACUGUUGCGUAACCCCGGCAAUCAUGAUCCAAACCGCGUGCGUCGACUCCCCACAACAGCUGAUGUGGAUUUCACCGUGGGCCUCUCUGAGUACGAGACGGAACCCAUGGACCGAUUCUCCAACAUGAGCUUUAGAAACGCCAUCGAGGGUUUUGCCAAUCCAAUGACAGGUAUGGCAGUGCCAGGCCAGAGCACCAUGCACAACUCACUGCACGUCUUCAUGAACGGCACCAUGUCCUCGGUGCAGGGUUCAGCCAACGACCCCAUAUUCCUGCUGCACCACGCUUUCAUUGAUAGUAUCUUUGAACGCUGGCUCAGGACCCACCAGCCCGUCCGGACCAACUACCCACGUGCCAACGCCCCUAUCGGCCACAAUGAUGGUUACUACAUGGUGCCCUUCCUGCCUCUCUUCAGAAACGGGGAUUAUUUCCUGUCCAACAAGGCUCUGGGAUUUGAGUAUGCCUACUUGCUGGACCCAGGCCAGAGGUUUGUGCAGGAGUUUCUGACACCUUACCUCCAGCAGGCCGAGCAGAUCUGGCAGUGGCUCCUGGGAGCCGGGAUCCUCGGGGCUCUCGUCACUGCAGUCAUUGCCGCGCUGAUAGCUGUCACGAGGAGGAAGUGGAAGCGUAACCAGAGGAAGAAGAGGGCACGGAGCUUCGGAGAGAGACAGCCACUACUGCAGAGCAGCUCAGAGGAAGGAAGCUCAUAUCAGACUACUCUGUAACACACACACACACACACACACACACACACACACACACUGCACACACACUGUACAUACAGCUGCAUACGAAUGUACAAACUAUCUGGGACACUUUUCAAGAAGCAAGUGAAUGAGAUGACUCUUAGCACAAAAAUUCAAUUGUUAUUGUUUACUGGUCAUGAAUCUUUUCAGAUUCUUUGACAUAAUAUGAUAAGACAAAGAUGCAAUAGUUGAAGCAUUUUUAAAUGUCAGUUCACUCAAAUCUUUAAGAAAAAAAUCAUGUUCUUCCGUCAUGCUGUCUAGCGGAAAGUUGUGUGUGAUGUCUUCUUCUGCUUUUGCCAAAUCCAUUGAAAAAUGUCUUUUAAUAAGAAAAAAAAUGAAUGAUUUUUUUUUUUUUGAGGAAAACAUUCUCUUAGGUGGGCUGCACGGUGGUGUAGUGGUUAGC